CUGAGACGACAAGGUAUCAAGAAAAUAUACACAUUCAAAUUGUUUUUCUUUGCCUUGCUUUUCAAUUUUGUUCAGAUUACAUGGAUUCUGUGUUAUAUGAUGCUCUCAUUAAGGACAACAUUGAUGUCCUUAAGGAGAUGGAGCACAAGCUUAGCCUCCACGACCAAUUGACUCCUACGAAAAAUAAUGUGCUUCAUCUUGCAUGCCAACACGGGAGUGUGAAAUGCCUGGAACAUAUUCUGAGUGAUGAUGAAUCACUACUGCUAAAGACCAACUCAAGAGGCGAGACCGGGCUUCACCUGGCAGCAAGACAAGGGCAUUAUGAAGUGGUUGUAGCACUCUUUGAUGUUGCAGCAAAGUCUUUGCCUCCACAACCGAUAUGCUUCAGGAAGUCAUCACUAAGUCUCAAACAAGUUCUGAUUAGAACACUCAAUAAGGAAGCGGAAACUGCCUUGCACCUGUCUGUACAAUACAAUCACAACAACCUGGUUCAACUGCUAGUAACUGAAGACCCGAGCCAUUCGUAUCCUCAGAAUAAGCAUGGCAAAACUCCUCUCUGCUUGGCUUCUUUAUGGUGUUACAGUGACAUAGUUAGAACAAUUCUUGAUAAUUCUGAAUCCCUAACUUUUGAGGGUCCUCAUGGAUCUACAGCUUUGCAUGGUGCAACAAUGAAUGAUGCUGGACAUGAGACUGUAAAACUUUUACUGGAAAGGAACAAGGCUCUCAUAAAGGUACCAGACAAACACGGGUGGACAGUAUUUCAUUAUGUAGCACUUAACGACCUGCAUGCCAUAGUUGAAGAUCUUGUACGUGUAGACAAAUCUGUGGGUUACCUAGUAGCUCUAUUUGAAAGAACACCUCUUCAUGUAGCAGCAUAUGAAGGAAAUGUUAAUGUGAUGAAAAAACUUUUGGAAUAUUAUCCAGACACUUUGGAUAUUGUAGACAGUCGUGGUCAAAAUAUAUUGCACAUAGCUAUCUGGCAAGACCAGAAGGAGGUGAUCAGAUUUAUAUUAUCACAAGGUCGUGAAGGAAUCACUGACCUUUUGAUUCAAAGGGAUAAGAAAGGACAUACAGCUCUCCAUCUGAUUGCCAAGCUGGGAUGUUAUGUCGAGGAACUCAUGAACCUAAGGACUGUUGACUGGAUGGUGCAAGACUCAAAAGGUCGCACUCCAUUAGACGUUCUAAACAACGGACUUGACACUUUAGCUGAUCAGGUGCUAGUGAGAACAAUGCUUACUAAUGCUAAAGCUAAGAGAACCGGAUUCUGGUUUUAUUUAAAAACUCCUAAAGAGGUUCAGUUGAUUCAGAAAAUAAAGGAAAACAAAAAGAGGCCACCAGCCAAAAAUUUUGAAAAAAUAAUCAACACUCAUAUCAUAGUGGCUGCAUUAAUAACCACAGUGGCCUUAACAGCAGGAUUCGCCAUGCCAGGUGGUUUUAAUUCGACUGAAGGAGAAAACCAAGGAUCUCCGAUGCUCUUAAAAAAAGCUUCCUUUCAGACAUUUAUAAUUGCAGAUGCAAUAGCCCUCUUACUUUCAAUUUCAUCACUAUUCCUCUACUUUUAUACAAUAAUGUUCACUGAUAAUUAUAAAAUUACUGCAACGAUGUUCCAGGCUUCUGGUACUCUCAACAUUCUCUCGAGUUUGGCAAUGAUGCUGGCAUUCAUAACGGGAACGCUGUGCUAGAUUACUCACGACCCCUUGCCAUUAGUAUUUGUGUCAUCUCUUCUCUUUUCUUUCUCUUUGUUUCUUAUGUGUGGUUUGACAUGUUUUGUUGGAAGAUAUGUGUUCUAAUUCUUUGGUCAUUUCGGAGACUUGGAAAGACAAAAUUGUUUGGACGCCAAAAGAUAUAGCUGCUCAAGUUGUUUGGUUACAACUGAAUUAUUUAAAAUAUACUGCUCAUGUAAGCUUUGUAAACCUGUUUCACAUAUUCACAUGUUUGUCAACCUGGUGCAUUUGUAUAAUUUGAUCAAUUUAUUAUUUUCUUACAUUUAUGCAAUAUUCAAGUGAUGAUUUUGAAUGUAUA
Messenger RNA from Daucus carota subsp. sativus, 2022 nucleotides. RefSeq names its product ankyrin repeat-containing protein NPR4-like. Gene Ontology annotation, molecular function: protein binding. Bases 81 to 1682 code for a protein of 533 amino acids. Gene Ontology annotation, cellular component: plasma membrane. The transcript is spliced from 3 exons. The record is from RefSeq and is a predicted model, not a curated record. NCBI's taxonomy places the organism in Eukaryota, Viridiplantae, Streptophyta, Magnoliopsida, Apiales, Apiaceae.